Molecule: messenger RNA, 1934 nt
Organism: Amborella trichopoda
Lineage: Eukaryota; Viridiplantae; Streptophyta; Magnoliopsida; Amborellales; Amborellaceae
Source: RefSeq, a predicted model, not a curated record
CGUUUGAUUAGUGCGAGGGCUCUUAAACCAUUUUUGUGAAAGAUUCAUUCGCAAAUAUGGCGGCGAUUCCUGUUCAAAAAUCCAUGGCUCGACAGCCUCACUGCGAAUCCGCCUUUCAAGAAGAGGACGCGAGUUGUAAUACUAGCAUCGAUCAAAGUGCAAUUUUAGAUGAGAGUAAGUUUAUCUUGGAACUGAAACUAUGGGCGCUUCGAAUACCCCGUGAGCUGUGUGGAUCAGUUGUUCGGAUCUUGAAUGGGUACUUGCUAGAUAGGCCGCGAACCAAACAUGUUGUUCAAGACCCUUGUUGUGAAUUAAACCGUUUUGUGGUCUUAUCAGAAAGAGUUCAAAAUACAAAGUUAUCGGAGAUUCCUGAGCAAAAGCUUGAUGAAUUGAAGAAGCUAUGUGAAAUUGAUGUGGUUCCCUAUACUUUGACCCUUGGCUAUUCCUAUUGGACUGCAGACCAUAUCUUGAGGCAAAUACUUCCUGCAGGGGUCGAGGUACCUUCUUCAUUCGAAACAAUAGGUCACAUUGCCCAUUUGAAUAUAACUGGAGAACUAUUGCCGUACAAGGAUGUUAUUUCCAAGGUUAUUUUUGAUAAAAACCAUCCCAAAAUCAAGACUGUUGCGAAUAAAGUUGGAACAAUAACAAAUGAAUUCAGAGUACCGUCAUUUGAGAUUUUAGCUGGCAAAGAUGACAUGGUCACGGAAGUAAAGCAGUAUGGAGCUACUUUCAAGCUUGAUUAUGGCUUGGUCUAUUGGAACUCAAGACUGGAACAUGAACAUAUGCGACUAGUUUCUUUAUUUAAGCCAGGAGAGAUCAUUUCUGAUAUGUUUGCUGGUGUAGGUCCUUUUGCAAUUCCAGCUGCGCAAAAGGGCUGUAUUGUUUUUGCAAAUGAUUUAAAUCCAAGUAGUGUUCAAUAUUUACGCACUAAUGUAGAGAUCAACAAGGUUGAGGAAUAUGUUUGCACAUAUAAUAUGGAUGCGAGACAUUUCAUGCACCAACUAAUGGCUGGCCCAAUCAAUCCUGACACACCAGUUGAUGCCGUUAAGGCCGAGGAAGUAUGCAGCAUUUCUGGUGAUGGAACUCCACACUCUGAGACCUGCAGCUCUACAGGUGAUGCUGAAGAAGAUUCUAAGCCUGGGAGUAUGAAAGAUAGUACAGUAGUGAGUUCUGCGAACUCCACAAAGAGUAGGAAAAAAGGAAACACUAACAAGCGGAUGAGAGGAUUAAAGUUAUCGUCAAUUAAUCCAUGGGAGCACAUUGAUCAUAUCAUCAUGAAUCUGCCUGCGUCUGCUCUGCAAUUCCUUGGAAGACAGCGCUACAUUGGUCUGCUCUUGCCUAUUUUGGCAUUUGUUUCGACUCUUGGCCUCAUGAAGAAGCCCAUGAAAAAGAAUCAGAAAAAUGGAGUUUAUGGAGUUGAUAAGUGCAGGCUGUCCAUUUCAUCGUUGGCUUGAUCUAUAGUAUUAGUAGUAGUAUUUUUAUUAUUAUUAACUCUUUAUCUGAUGAUAAUGAAGCAAACUACCAAAUUUUGGGUUAAAUCUGUCCAGGGCCUCGAUUUAACAUCAUUUUUUCUUUCCUAAAAUGGAUGGGUUCUAUUCAUGGUGCUUUUUCUCUCCUCGAGAAAAUCUAGUUUCCAUUUUUUUUUAAUUAUUAUUUCUUUCACAAUCUUCUUCACUGGGACAAAGAGGAUUUGUGCACCACAAUUUGGCCGAAACUAAUGACCCCGUGGCCCCCAAAUGUGCGAGUGCAGACACUAUCCAGGUCCACCCUUGGGCUGACCAAAUGUUUUCCCCAAUUUGUCAUUUCUCACGCUAAAUGAGCUUGAUGAACAACCAAGUUCCUAAUUAUACUAGUCAGUGACUAAUUACUUAUUUGCAACAUUCAACCACAUCUAGCAUUUCAUGCAACAUUUACUUGUUCCCUUGUUGAUUCCA